CUUUUGUAGUUGGUUAUUUUGCUUUCGUGUCUUCUGCAGUUGGUGCACGUUGUAUAUUAAUAUGUAAAUAAAUAUGGUGGUCGUGGCGUGUAAUUUUAUUUCUAUGGCAGCUUUCAAUAUUAAGAAAGUCUGAUUGAUCUUUCAGAGCAUGGAAGUAUCUUCAUUCCAUGAAACUCUCUCUAGUACUGUAUCUAAACCAGUGCAGCAGGGCAUAUAUAUGAGGGGAAAUAGUUCACUUCGUACAAAUCUGACACAUUUUGUUCGAAGUAGUAUAAAGGAAAAGUUGGAUGGCAUUGUUAAUACCGAACUUGAUAAUGCAGGAGAAAUUACUCCAAAAACAUGGAAAAUUGUGGCUCACAACAUAACGAAAUCUGUGAAAUAUUCUCCAACAAUGACAUCUUUGUUACAAAAUAUCCAGAGUACACUUCAUUUAAGCAUCAAAAGCUUCAUAUCAUAUACUGAAAAUGAUCCUAUUUCCGACCUCCCAGUAGUCCAGUCAGCACUGCAUAGACCUGUAAAUAAUGAAGUGCGGUGUCGUGAAAAUGGUGACAUGCUCCAGUGUGAGCAGUUGGAUGUAGGUACCUCCCAUCCCAGUUCCUUAAAAGUCAGGAAACAGGUACUUCACUCAUUUCUUCAGUCUGUUCUCCCUGAAGUUACAGAAAAUGAUAGUUGGCCCCAGAUACAACUUAAUUUAAGACAGAAUCUGUGUGAAAAAGACAACGAAGUAUUCAAUUUAAGCUUGAUGGUCCAUGCUAAAUUAAUGCAAUCUUCUUCACAGGUUUGCAUAAAGGAGGGUUUUAUCAAUCUUGUUGAAGGAAUGCAUUUGUUCUAUUCUAGCAAUCAUAAUCUCCUUCCCAGUUUUAAGAAUGGUAUAGAUGUGACUAACCCUAUUCAUCACCAUCUUAACCAAAUCUCUCAACUGAUUAUUGAAGUAGUGAGAGAAAUGGCAAAAAACUGGUUAAGAUAUGGUGAGCGACGUGUUGAAGAGGUAGCUGGAGCCUUUGUUAAUUUGCUUUCUAUGCAUACUUAUGAUAACAGGUUUAAUUUACCCAGAGACAUAAUGUUUCCAUUCCAUAUUCUGUCUGUCUUGGAUCCAAAAGCAAAGUGGUGCACACACUGGUUACAUGGUGCCUUUGGUCGACAUUUGUUUCUUAAUACACUAUCACAAAAUUCGGCCUUCAUCAUAUUCCUGGUUGGAGAAACACUUUCUUACUUGAAAAUGUACCAAAAUUACCACCCAGAAUACAUAUCUCAGAACAUUAUAUCAGGCAACAAUGUGAAGUAUGCAACAUUUGCACACUCAUUGUCUGUUUUAAGCAAAGUUAUUUGCUAUAAGAAAGGGCGACAGUUUUUUCCAGUUGCUGUAAAGACCACAUCUGAACUAAUUUCUUUAGAUGUUAUUCUUGUUAGAAUGAUCACAUACAUGAACUUAGAAAGUAACUACAAAGCUGCAAUACUUACACCACCAUCAGGAUCUGAAGUUUUAAUGGAAUUCAUUAAGAAGCUUUUGAAAAAUGGAGAUGAUGAAAUUAGUGACAGCUUGAUAGAAACAAUAAUAGAACCUAUACAAAAUGAAAGCAUUCAAUCACUGAAAUGUAGUAAUAUACCAUGUCAUACCAUAGACAUACUACAUCAGUUGUCUGGUAGCAGCAAUGGAAUCUCCUGCCUUCUAGGAAGCAGGCAGAAAUGUAGGAAAUUCACUGCAAAACUAUGUAGCAAUCACAGGAGUACCAACACAUCUGCUGCUGGAAUGAGGAAGAAUAGAUACAUGAGCAUUUCAUUAGAGAGAGAUUUUUCAGCCAAAUCCAUUAGAAUUCCCAGCAGUACUAACACUAACGUUUCCAGUCCAGCAAAAAUUAUUGUUCAUACUACAACCAUUCUCUUGAGCAACCAAGACAUGUCAAACAUGGAUGCACUUCUGUCAUUGGUUGAAAUAUGUAGUAAACUUUUUAGGAUACAUGAAGGUUUGUCUGUGUUGGAUGCAAUGAAUUCACACCUAAUAUCAACUGUUAUUGAUUUAUACAAACAACUGUCCUCCAAGAAUGAUCCCAGCAGAUAUAGUUCAACCUAUGGACACACUUUAAGAACUCAAGAUUAUGAUAUUCAGUCACAUGCCUUAUAUAUGUCCUUGGUAAGCUUCCUGACUGAAGUUGCAUCUACACCGUGUGGUGUUUUUGCAUUGGCUCAAGACGGUUUUGUCCUCCAAGACUUGCUCACAACACUUCUCCAGCCUUCCCAUGUUUCAUGGGAGGAUCCACACUUCAGGCAUAUAGUUUCUCUGAUUACUACUGUGUCUCAGGGUAUAAGUGUAUUAGCUGAAGAGAGUCACAGAAUUCUGGCUAGACCAUUAUGCAAUCUUUGGAGUGAAUAUGAAGAUCUCAUGGCAUUGAUCACUGGUUCAGAGCAGAAGCAGUUUGAGGCCACACAGCAUUUCAUGAAUAUUAUAUGCACCUUCGUUCUGAAUCUGCAAGGCAUUGCAUCUCUUCUUUCUGAUCCUGAGAGCAGCAGCAGUGAAGGCACUCUGGUGGAAGCUGAUCCAGGUCCCACAACCUUAUCAGAACUACUAACAUUGGAGAGCAGUGUAGAGCCCUGGCACUACAUUAGCUUAUUAACUUUGAGGGCUCUUACUACAAAUAUGGAUGUCUGUUUGUAUCUCAACAACACUAUUAAGUUUCAGGAGAAACUUUUAAAGCUUCAGUCUGAAAAUAUAACUUUUGACUCAGACAUAACAGAAACAGAAGGAACAAGAGUGAAAUCAAGUUCUGCUAAUAAAUUCAUUAUAAUUGACCAAUGUAGCCUGAUGAGGCACCAGAUUCUCGUAGCAACAUAUAUAGUGGGUGGCCCCAGAGAACGAAUACUACCUCCAACCAUUAUAGAUACUGAUGGAAAUGGUGAGUCAGGCUUGUUUUGUACCUUGCCACCUCCACAGCUCACAUCAGCAGCAAAGAAAAAGAGAAGUACUCAACCCAGAGGUCAGACUGAUUUUCAGAGGUUCCUCCAAGAUACUAAACAAGGUGUUCAUGAUGCCAAUUGGCUCUCUCAUGCCAGGAGAGCAUACAAGGCUUCGUUCAACAUUGACAUAAAGGCUUGUGUGCUCAUAGAUCUACUUGAACAAGCUGCAAAGUUAAGCUGUAAUUCAGAGUCUUAUUUAAAUUCACCAAUGCAAAUAUAUGAAAGUGAUGUACUGUUUCCAGAAGAAUGUCUUGGAAUACAAGUUGCCAUCAGGUAUGGACUGGAGCUUCAUCUACUCCAAGAAAAUUCACAAAAUGAAGAAAACCUAACUCAGCUCAUCCAUUUGUCUCACAACCUCCUCAGGCAUAAAAAAUGUGAAACAUUUCAGGGAUUUGACUGGUUCAUGGCCACUUUGUUUCUGUUGUGUGGAGGCAAUGUGGAAAGAUGUCACAGUUGUAUAAAAAGCAUAUCAUCCUUAGCUGUGGCACCAUUUUUAUGGCCUGCUCUUGCUACAGCUAAAGAUCAGUGUACCUUCUCACAGCAUUUGGUUAUGUUUGGUCACAAACUUGAACUGCUAGUCAAAAUGGAAUUGCCGCUAGCUUUCUCUGCACUUCAGCUUGCUGGAGCAUCUUGGUGGCUCAUCUGUCGACAGUGGAUGGCUCAGUGUUUCUGGAACAUACUUGAUUGGUCCCAGAUUUGUCAUUGGCUAGUUGUUAGUGUUUUAAACCAGCCUGACUUUACAUUAUAUUUCUGCGUAAGUUUGUUGCGACAUAUAGAACCAAAAAUCCUGCAAGCUGCAAGUGAAGGAAAGCUUUGGGAACAGAUAAUGUUUGCUCCAAUGGAGGGAUAUCAUAUUGGUGAUCAGCUUACAUUCAUGGAAAAAUUAUCAAAACGUUAUCGCACUUCUGUGCUUCAUCAUUUGUUACCUUCAUCAAAUAAUACUGCUUGAUGAGUACAUCCAAAUGAAACACAACUCACCUCAAGAUAUUUAUAUGAUAUUUUGAAAUGUUGUAUAGAUCUUUGUGUGCUGAGAGGUUGUGACUGGGAAUGUUCAGGUUUUGCAAUCUAUGAUAUGAUAAGUAGUACUAUAUGGGGGUCUAAGAGUUACAGAACACAAAUAUACAACUCAAUGCUAUAGGCUGGAAACAUUACAUCAUGCAUACUGUUCUGUCAUCUAUGUGUCAAGAAUGGGUACUAGAUCAGCAUCUGUGGCUGUAACAAUAACUCAGAAGGUAUUAAAACGAACUAUUAUUCAACCACCAAAAUUUUCUUUUUUUGGUGAGAUUUCAUUCAUGUUGCUAAAUAUUACCAGCUUUUCUCCAGACAAGCCAAAAGUUGAGUCAGAGAUAACACUCCUAACUUUGGGCCAAGAGCAUGGCACUGUGUUACUUGCCACUUGAUCCACCACCAAUCACACUUGAAAGACUUGAGGUUCUCACAGCGGUGAAUAUGAAGAUUUCUGUCUUCUGGGUUAUUGCGCUGGGU
Zootermopsis nevadensis is the source of this 4437-nucleotide messenger RNA. Its product is annotated as protein broad-minded. Lineage: Eukaryota; Metazoa; Arthropoda; Insecta; Blattodea; Termopsidae. The record is from RefSeq and is a predicted model, not a curated record.